Messenger RNA from Symbiodinium natans, 549 nucleotides. The record is from the annotation of a GenBank genome assembly. NCBI's taxonomy places the organism in Eukaryota, Dinophyceae, Suessiales, Symbiodiniaceae.
AUGCUCUUCAGGCAUCCUUUAGUACGGGCAUUGCGGUCCAUCGGGAUUCGCAGAACGUCAAGGAGACCUAUAACUUCCUGUGCUGCAGCGGCAAGUACAAGGGCGGUGAGGUGUGGAUCGAAUCUGCCCUGGCGACGGACUGCCCGCGCAAGGCAGAGCCGUUCCUGUGGAAGGACGAGGAGCAUCCCGAGGGUCUUCCGGGCUUCAAAGUUGAGCGUGAAGGACACGGUGCUUAAAUUUAAUGGGGCCCGCAUCUCGCUUGCGGCUUACACGGUGCAUACGUUGGGCGAACCAUUGCCACCGGUGAGUAAGAGACUUGGUUUCAGCAUGCUAGCGCAAGAAGAGCCGCGGCUUGCUGCGUGGAGCGUGUUCAGCCCCGCGACCGAGUCUGUCCUAAUGAGGAGCCCACCUCAUGGGUUUGGCCCAAAGGCGAGUGACAUCCGAGUCCCCGGUUUUGGGAUCAAGAACCUUCUUCGGCGGCUCGACCUCCCGGUCUGCGGGCACAGGCAGCGUAUCAUCUGCGGCCUCGGCGUCCUGAUUGGUGAGUGA